AUGAUUAAAUUACUGCUAAGGCGUUUUAGAGUGUUCCUUAACGAAUUCGCAGCAUUUUUACAAAGGUUUUGGGAUGACAUACAAGUUGUUGGCAACAACCUUUUGGAAGAAAAUGAGGCGAUGUUGGAUUUUUUCAUGGCCAAUCGUAUUCAUCUACUGUUAAUUCCUGUGAUAGUACAUACCGUAAUUAUUAACUUAGAUGUUAUUAUCGAACAAUUUUGGACCACGGUAUUUGUGAUAGUUGUGUCCGGUAUUAAUGUGGCCUUAAUCGUGGCCUUGUUUCAAAUACAUAGAGAAUAUAUGUCUAUGGCUAUUUUUCAUUUGCGCAUGAACAACGUGCAAGAGCAGCAUCUAGUUUUCGGACUGUCAACUGGCUGUCAGUGGUCGGAAAAUUGUUUACUAUGGUUGAAAAUUAAAGAAAAACUACAAAGAGUAACCAACCUAAAUCAAUUAAAAAUUAGCCAAUAUUACAAGACGCUUAAAGAAAACCCACAAAUGUAUUCGAAACAAGCCGACGCAUUAGUUUUAUAUUUUUUAACCUCACUUUUCCUGUUUGCGAGUUCUGAGAAGAUAAAACAGCCAGUGCCGCCUUGUAAAUCAUGCAGGGUAUACGUAGACUCAAUUAUUAAGGGUAUGGAAAGGACUGAACGUGGUAAGUUUGAAGGCGGAGAUGCAGCCUGGGAAGAAGAAAAACUUCGCCCUUACGCAACAAGCGAAUUAAGACUGACCGAAAUCCAGGAAAAUUUAUGUCAGGAAGUGAAAGAAGGCAAAGACCAAUGCUAUUCGCUUAUGGAAAAAUACGACUCUGAGUUGGAAGAAUGGUGGUUUAAAAAGCAACAAACUCACCCAGAUUUAUUCGGAUAUUUUUGCAUUGACACGAUGCAGGUGUGUUGCCCUGAUUUGCACUUUGGCCCUGAGUGUACACCAUGUCCAGGGCACCCUGCGAAGGUGUGCAACGACAAUGGUAAAUGCAGAGGGGCUGGAACAAGAAAGGGUAAUGGAACUUGCAACUGUCACGAGGGGUACACAGGGGAGUUAUGCGAUGCCUGCGAUGAGUCGUACUUUGCAGCCUAUCAAGACGAACAUAAGUUGCUAUGCUCAAAAUGCCAUGUUGCUUGCGAUGGAACUUGCUUAAAAGCUGGAACCAAGGGAUGCCAAAAAUGCAAAGCAGGAUGGUUAUUUGACGAAACUAAGGGUUGUAUUGACGUUAACGAAUGCGCUUCAAAAACAUCUCCGUGUAGCCCGUUGCAGUUUUGCGUAAACAAUGAGGGUAGUUACAGAUGUUUGGAAUGUGAUAGAGCCUGUUUGGGCUGUACUGGUGACGGGCCCGAUAUGUGCUUGAGAUGCGCCAGUGGAUUUACAAUGCAAAACAAUAUGUGCAUAGAUAGUGCAAAUGAGAGGAGAAUGAAUUACAUCUGGUACACAAGAUACAUAACUUAUGCUGGACUUUGCAUAGCCACAUGCAUAAUAUUCCAGAAAAACACUCUAGUAGCUGGUGUUAUUGGUAUGGCUGUAGCCACAUACAUUUACGCAUCAGAAUACAUGAUUUCCAAACCGCCCACCCCCGAUACAGAUGCAUUGAAAGAGGAUUUAAUGAGGGCGUUAAAUUAAAUUAAAUACAUUAAACUUAGUCAAAUGUAAUUCCCACAUACUUGGAUAUGUGGUCAUUCUUCAUCUUCCAUCUCCUCUUCUAUUGUACAAAUGUAUGUGAUUUUAUUUCAGAUUUUCCAUUGGAAGAAAAUCUAUAGUCAAUGUGAAUUUUGUGUAUAUUUUUUUAAUUUCAACACCAGUUUUAAUUAAUUGUUGUAAUUAUUGUUUUCAUCAUUCAUUAUUAAAAAAUGAUAAUUUA
This is a messenger RNA of Brassicogethes aeneus, 1849 nucleotides long. Lineage: Eukaryota; Metazoa; Arthropoda; Insecta; Coleoptera; Nitidulidae. The record is from the annotation of a GenBank genome assembly.